AUGGGUAACACAGGUUCUUGUUCUUGUGCUACUUUUCAGAUUUUUAAUGACAAAGUAAUCAAGGCUAAGAACAAAACCGCAACGCUUUUGGACACUUGCGGUAACGUUCGUGACAUCAAGUUACCUAUGAAAUCGGCGGAGCUAAUGAUUGAACUUAUCGGCUACGUCAUCACUCCGGUGGAGGUACUCCUUAAAACGCGACGGAUCACGGCCUUGCGUGCCGAUGAGGAGCUUGUAUCCGGGAAGGUUUACCUGCUGGUGCCGGUGAGUAGGGUGAAUUGCAAGGCCUCUGAGUUUGAGAUUGCGGUUGCGGAGAGAGGGAGUGGGAAAAGAAAGGGAAAUAAAACGGCGAAAGUUUCACCGGUGUCAAAGUUAACGGAAAAUGACGGAGGUGUUUACUGUGUGCGGCAAAGACGAUGGAAUCCUGUUCUGGAUCCAAUUUUUGAAUCUUCUUGA
Molecule: messenger RNA, 456 nt
Organism: Vicia faba (fava bean)
Lineage: Eukaryota; Viridiplantae; Streptophyta; Magnoliopsida; Fabales; Fabaceae
Source: the annotation of a GenBank genome assembly